This is a messenger RNA of Oncorhynchus kisutch (coho salmon), 5787 nucleotides long. RefSeq names its product ADP-ribosylation factor 3. NCBI's taxonomy places the organism in Eukaryota, Metazoa, Chordata, Actinopteri, Salmoniformes, Salmonidae. Gene Ontology annotation, molecular function: GTPase activity; GTP binding. The record is from RefSeq and is a predicted model, not a curated record. Bases 186 to 731 code for a protein of 181 amino acids. The transcript is spliced from 6 exons.
CUUCUCGCGAGAGUCAAACGCCACUGCCCGAAUCCAGCUGGUACGGCUAAAAGAGGCCACCUAACCAUUGCGUCGUGUCGUGACUGGAGAAGCUCUGUAGCAGUGAGUUGAGGUCUGACCAGCCAGCCAGUCACCAGCCAGUCAACCAGCCAGCCAGCCAGCCAACCACCAGCCAGUCAGUUACCAUGGGGAACAUCUUUGGCAACCUGCUGAAGAGCCUGUUAGGGAAGAAAGAGAUGAGGAUCCUGAUGGUGGGGCUGGACGCUGCAGGGAAGACCACCAUCCUAUACAAACUGAAGCUGGGAGAGAUAGUCACAACCAUCCCCACUAUCGGGUUUAACGUGGAGACGGUUGAGUAUAAGAACAUCAGUUUCACGGUGUGGGACGUGGGUGGCCAGGACAAGAUCAGGCCGCUGUGGAGACACUACUUCCAGAACACACAGGGUCUGAUCUUCGUGGUGGACAGUAAUGAUCGUGAGCGGGUGAAUGAGGCUCGAGAGGAGCUGAUGCGGAUGCUGGCUGAGGAUGAGCUACGAGACGCCGUGCUUCUUAUUUUCGCUAACAAACAGGACCUGCCCAAUGCCAUGAACGCAGCAGAGAUCACAGACAAGCUGGGGCUCCACUCCCUACGUCACCGUAACUGGUACAUCCAGGCCACCUGCGCCACCAGCGGAGACGGCCUGUAUGAGGGCCUCGACUGGCUGGCCAAUCAGCUGAAGAACAAGAAGUGAGUGGACCAAUCAGUGGAGAGUGAGGAGAAACCUUAGUGUCAGCUCUUGAAUCAAAAAGUGGUAGUUGGUUUUAGUUGAUCCAUUAAGUGAAAAAUCCUGACAUGGUGGGAGUGAAAUGUGAUUGGUGUGUAGGAAGGGGACUUAAAGAGAAUAUCCCUAUUGCUUGAGGAUCCAUAUCCCCAUUCCUUGAGGACAUUUUCAGCCUGUUGUCAACUAUUACAAAUGGUUAGCGCUGUCCAGCUGCGGGCCAUCAAUGUCAAUACAUUAACCUUAAUAAUAACAUUUAAAAAGUAUUUAGCAACACCAUUGAUUGAUUAUUUAUUUCAGAAUGGACAAUGGCAAUGUUAGUUUGGUUUGGAACACAGUAUUAUGCAUGGCCAUACAGUAAAAGAUCUCUUGGAAAUGAAGUUUGAAAUGAAAUCUGUCUAAUGUUAUAUAUUUAGCCAGUCUUCUGACACUAUUCUCUUUUUACACUAAAAUUGCUACUGCUGGUUGGAGCAAUGCAGUAGUGGUAGAUAUAAAUGAACAGUGACAUAGGUUUGUGUAAAACACGUCCAAUAUGCAAAAGCAUGCUUUUUUCUAUGUCAACUGUAUAUUUACAUGUUUUGCUUAACAAGUACAAACAUACAGUAUCAAAAGUUUUGGACACACCUACUCAUUCACAGGUUUUUCUUUAUUUUUAUUAUUUUCUACAUUGUAGAAUAAUAGUUUAGACAUCAAAACUAUGAAAGAACACAUGGCAUCAUGUAGUAAGCAAAAGGGUGUUAAACAUAUUUAUAUUCUUCAAAGUAGCCACCCUUUGCCUUGAUGACAGCUUUCCACUCUCUUGGCAUUCUAUCAACCAGCUAGUGAGGUAAUCACCUGGAAUGCCUUUCAAUUAACAGGCGUACCUUGUUAAAAGUUCAUUUGUGGAAAUAAUUUAAUUCUUAAACCGUCCUAGAGGACGGUUGAGCUAAUGUAGGCUAAUGCGAUUAGCAUGAGGUUGUAAGUAACAAGAACAUUUCCCAGGACAUGGGAAAUACAACAUUUUGAACAGAAAUGCAAUGGUUUAUUGGAUCAGUCUAAAACUUUGCACAUACACUGCUGCAACCUAGUGGCCAAAAUCUAAAUUGCACAUUGGCUGGAAUAAUACAUUAUGCCCUCUUGCAUUUCAAAGAUGAUGGUAUUAGGAUAUUAUUUAUACUAUGUUCUACAUUGUAGAAUAAUAGUGAAGACAUCAAAACUAUGAAAUAACACUUGUGGAAUCAUGUAGUAACCAAAAAAAGUAUUUAAGAAAUCUAAAUAUAUUUUGGAUUAUAGAUUCUUCAAAGUAGCCACCCUUUGCCUUGAUGACAGCUUUGCACACUCUUGGCAUUCUUUCAACCAGCUUCACCUGGAAUGCUUUUCCAACAGUCUUGAAAGAGUUCCCACAUAUGCUGAGCACUUGUUGGCUGCUUUGCCUUCACUCUGCAGCCCAACUCAUCCCAAACCAUCUCAAUUGGGUUGAGGUCGGGUGAUUAUGGAGGCCAGGUCAUCUGAUGCAGCACUCCAUCACUCUCCUUAUUGUUCAAAUAGCCCUUACAUAGCCUGGAGGUGUGUUUUAAGUAAUUGUCCUGUUGAAAAAUAAAUGAUAGUCCCACUAAGCGCAAACCAGAUGGGAUGGCGUAUCGCUGCAGAAUGCUGUGGUAGCCAUGCUGGUAAAGUUUGCCUUGAUUUCUAAAUAAUUGACUGACAGUGUCACCAGCAAAGCACCCCCACACCAUCACACCUCCUCCUCCAUGCUUCACGGUGGGAACCACACAUGUAGAGAUCAUCCGUUCACCUACUCUGCGUCUCACAAAGACAUGGCGGUUUGAACCAAAAAUCUCAAAUUUGGACUCAUCAGACCAAAGAACAUAUUUCCACCAGUCUAAUGUCCAUUGCUCAAUGUUUCUUGGCCCAAGCAAGUCUCUUCUUCUUAUUGGUGUCCUUUAGUAGUGCUUUAUUUGCAGCAAUUCAACCAUGAAGUCCUGAUUCACACAGUAUCCUCUGAACAGUUGAUGUUGAGAUGUGUCUGUUAUUUGAACUCUGUGGAGCAUUUAUUUGGGCUGCAAUCUGAGGCUGGUAACUCUAAUGAACGUAUCCUCUGCAGCAGAGAUAACUCUAGGUCUCCUUUCCUGUAACGGUCCUCAUGAGAGAGACAGUUUCAUUGACUGACCUUCAUGUCUUAAAGUAAUGGUGGACUGUAGUUUCUCUUUGCUUAUUUGAACUGUUCUUGCCAUAAUAUGGACUUGGUAUUUUACCAAAUAGGGCUAUAUUCUGUAUACCACCCCUACCUUGUCACAACACAACUGAUUGGCUGAAACACAUUAAGAAUUAAAUAAAUUCCACAAAUUAACUUUUAACAAGGUACUCCUGUUAAUUGAAAUGCAUUCCAGGUGACUACCUCAUGUAGCUGGUUGAGAGAAUGCCAAGAGUGUGCAAAGCUGUCAUCAAGGCAAAGGCUGGCUACUUUGAAGAAUCUCUAAUAUAAAAUAUAUUUUGAUUUGCGUAACACUUUUUUGGUUACUACAUGUAACCAUAGUUUUAAUGUCUUCACUCAUGUUCUACAAUGUAGAAAAUAGUAAAAAUAAAGAAAAAACAUUGAAUGAGUUGGUGUGUCCAAACCUUUGACUGGUACUGUACACCUGUAAGAAUAUAUGUGACAUUUACCUGAAACUAAUCAUUGUGGUUGAUAUGUUCAAUUGUAGAUAUCAGCAUUCGUUUCUGGACUGAUUUGUAUAGAUGUAUGAAUAUAACAUUACAGCUUGUGUAUUACAUUUCCUACAUUGAUUUUGGUUUGGUGCGACAAUUGUUUUUGUGGCCUUAUACAGUAUCACUAGUGUUGAAACCCCUUGCACCCUGAUGAUGGUUUGUGUGUGGGACCACAGUUGUUGCUAAAUAUAUCACUUCAUUUCCAUCCUUUAACUCAGUUGAGUCUGUGCGAGAUUAAUUAUAAUUUGUUGAUGUUAUAUUACUGUAACAAUGCAAUUACUUAACAUUCCAAUUAAUAAUGUGUGUUAAAAAGCAUUGAAACAAGGUUCAGUUAUAAAUGUAAAUACUCAAAAAUGGAUUGACGAUUGGAUCCUAGUCAUGAGUACAUAUGUAUUGGUGAGUAUGUGUCCGGUGAUACUAGAUCAAUACAAAUGGCAACAUUCAACUUGUGUUUCUUGGAAACAUUUUGAUUCCACGUCUUCAAAUCGAGUUAGGACUUUUUUUGAGUUUUGGGGUGUUCAGAGGUCCCUAUUCACCCCAGCCCUCUCAUACCACUAGUCCAUGUCCGGUCCCUGCAACAGCCCUGUGUUUCGAGCCCACUCCCCCCCAGCUCCAGCACUGGCCCCCUAACCAAGCCCCCGUCCCAAUCCGCCCCCCACAACCUUUCCCCUCCAUCUCCAGUGCUGUGUCUCCAGGGGUGUGACAGCAGUAUGUGGGUCAGAGAGAGCUGCUCCCUGGGCUCCUGGCCCCCUGGGCCCCCUGCAGGCCAGCCACAAUAGCGGCCCCAGGGCGGGUGCCAUAGCUGGGAUUUUCUUCCGUAACCGGGACACCCCUCGCCCAGGGCACAGACACACUGGCAGCAGCCCCACAAUCAAUUCAUCAAUCUGCUGAAGGGAAUGGCGACCAGCCUGGAUGUGAAGGCCAUGCAGAGGACUGGGGACUGGAGCAUCAACCUGCCUCCACACACAGCCUGGCCCCGGACUGACAGACAGUCAGAAAGGCGGACACGCUAGGGCCACAAGGGAUAAUGAUGAUUCUCUGGUGAAGAAUCUGACGAGGUCUGGCGACAGAAGCUUGGGCAAUCAUGGAGCCAUCAUAGUAGUCUGUCAUGGAGCCAUCAUAGUAGUCUGUCAUGGAGCCAUCAUAGUAGUCUGUCAUGGAGCCAUCAUAGUAGUCUGUCAUGGAGCCAUCAUAGUAGUCUGUCAUGGAGCCAUCAUAGUAGUCUGUCAUGGAGCCAUCAUAGUAGUCUGUCAUGGAUCCAUCAUAGUAGUCUAUCAUGGAGCCAUCAUAGUAGUCUGUCAUGGAGCCAUCAUAGUAGUCUGUCAUGGAGCCAUCCCACACAUAGUAGUCUGUCUAAAAUAAUAGUCUGUAGUCUGUAGAUAGAACCUCAGAUGACAGAUUCAGGACUGGCUGACACCUUUCUACUUUCUUUUUUUUUUACAGUAACAGAAGGCUGUUCUUUCCAUUUCCCUUACAUCUCUAUCUGCUAUUAAAAAUAUUCAAAGUUAAGAGUUGACCCUUGGAGUUGAAAAGUUAGGAAAAUUCUGUAAUAAACUCAGUGAUAAAAACUCUGAAUAUUGUGUUCUUAUGCAACACCAUUAUAAUAGUUAGAAAAUGAAUUUUGUGUAUGUGACAUGAAUGGCUAAAUGUGUAUAACAUGCUUAACGUGCAAUAUUUGCUCGAAGUUCAGCUAAUGAACUUCAGAGGCUCUGUGUUCCAUGCAGAGGAAACUCAGAGUGCUGGCCUCUGUCUCCCCCUGCUGGAUGUAAAAUAUAUUACAUGGAUUUAUUUUUCUUUAACCAGGCAAGUCAGUUAAGAACAAAUUCAUAUUUUACAAUAACGGCCUAGGAACAGUGGGUUAACUGCCUUGUUCAGGGGCAGAUAGACAGAUUUGAUUUGACCUUGUCAGGUCGGGGAUUCGAUGGAGCAACCUUUCUAUUACUGGCCCAACGCGCUAACCACUAGGCUACCUGCCGCCCCAAAAUCAAGGCACAGCUAUGGGAUGUACGCACAAAAAUGAGGUACUGCCUGUCUGAUGUAAAUAAAUAAACACUGAGAGAAAUGUCAAAUGGUCACAUCAUGCUGCCACUAGAUGGACCCACUAUUCAAAUGUUCAAAUAUCUAUGUAACCAGUACUUUUAACAUAUCUGUUUGAUCAAGGUAGCGACUAUGUUUACAAGCUUGUUGAAACGCAUCUAUAAAUGCUGUAUUACGUGUCUAUGUAAGUGUUAUAAAGAGCUUUAUAAGUGUCUAUAAUGCAUGUAAAUCAAUCAAAUGCCACUGUUCCAAAACAUUUUCAACCUACUAUGUUUUGUCUAAGAGUGUGAAUAUAUCUUUACAUCAA